GACUCAAAGACCAGGUUCUUGAGACAAAUAUUACUCAAUUUUUCUUGACAAGUGAAGCAUUUUUAUCUACCCAAAAUGCGUAGCCUUGCGGCAGCCUUGCUCUUGCCUGCCUUUGCCAAUGGCUACAAGACAUUCAAAACAGUCUGCUCCAAACCUACCGAGUCUGUCAACUAUGUCUCAUCUGCAGAUACUCGAUCUACAUUAGAUAUACUGUGGAGUUGCGUUUUGACGAUAAUUGCUUGCACUUGGAGCGUUCAACACCUCAACGUUCCCGAGCAGCGGGAACGUCGCAAUCCAGGAUGGAUUGGAAAUAUCAAGUGGGCUUUGAAGAGAACUUGGACAAGUACAAAGUGGAUGCUGAUCACAAUAAUGGCUCCGGAGGUCUUGCUAGUGAAAGACUGGAGUGGGCGACAUCUCGCUAAGAAUAACUCAGCAUCACUUCAGGAGUUCGCUAUGACUGAUGGUGUUCCUUGGAGCUUGAGCCACACAUUAUUUGCAGACAUGGGAGGUUUCGUCCUGAGAAGUUAUUCCUCCGAACGCCUUCACAAGGAGACCAAAACCGGACAUCCCUACAAGUCGACCAAGUCCAAGUACUCGCAGCCCUUCCACUUAACAGCUUUGGAGCUUUCCAAGCUUCGCGCAGCUGGUUUUCUCGAUCGAUUGCCUUACAUGACCGAAGAAGAACUCCUCGACAAAAGCAAAGGGGACAGCUUCGUGCGAACUAUAUCCCUAAUCCAGAUCUUAUGGAUGGUGAUCCAAAUCAUUGCUCGCGGCUUUCGCCACCUUGCAAUCUCUCAACUGGAAAUUGGCGUUUUGGCGUUUGCAGCGUGCGCUGUGAUCCUAUACAUCAUAAACUGGAGCAAACCAAAAGGUGUUCAAACGCCCAUAACUAUAAUGAACUUCGAGGGCGAGAUUCCGGACGAAGUCAUUACCAUUAUAGAGAAACAGCGUGCGGGGAAUGAUAUCAUCUUGAAUAUCCUGGGAACAGCUCGAGAUUCCACUGAGAUCAGAGGCACACAUAUACCCAACGAUUACGUCUACGAUCCAGAUCUACCAGGCUACGACGACAACCAAGAGGUGUGGGCGAUGAUAGCUGGGACCUUGAUCUUUGGCGCCAUACAUCUUGCGGCGUGGAAUUUCGUUUUCCCAAGCCGCAUCGAGCUGGUCUUGUGGCGGUGCUCUAGCAUGAUCUGCACGUUCUUUACGGUUCUUAUACUGGUAUCUGCUGCUCCCGAUGUCUUCCUCGAUCGCUUGAUUCCUGAUAGGACGACUAAGUUCUCCUUCUUUCUUAUGAAGACUGCGAUGUUGAUUUAUGUUGUGGCAAGGCUGUUUUUGCUCGUCGAGCUGUUUCGGACUUUGUGUUUUCUGCCGCCUUCUGCGUAUAUUGCUACUUGGGCCUCGAAUAUUCCUCAUCUUGCGUAGUGGAGUGUCUUGUUCAUAUUAAGGUGAUCGUUGUAUCUUCACUGUCUUUCUGCGAAAUCCUCCCUUACCGGUAUCAUAUUUCAGGGCAUUUUACAGGAAUAAUCGUUACCAGGGUCGUUGUCCCAAUCAGUCUCUCUCGAUUCUUUGUUCGAGGACAUCCAUGUACUUACCAGAGUCUUAUUGGCUAUAUAUUGUACGACCGGGACGGG
Messenger RNA from Mollisia scopiformis, 1631 nucleotides. RefSeq lists its product as uncharacterized. NCBI's taxonomy places the organism in Eukaryota, Fungi, Ascomycota, Leotiomycetes, Helotiales, Mollisiaceae. The transcript is spliced from 2 exons. The coding region runs from base 76 to 1422 and encodes 448 amino acids. The record is from RefSeq and is a predicted model, not a curated record.